UUUUUUUGUUUUUUUUAGUGACGGCGCAAACCGGUGAAGCAACCAAUGAGUCAGCAGCUGAUUAAAUUGUGCCUAGCAAACCUAUACAUAUAUAUCGAACCGCAACAGCUCCAGUGAAAACGUCUGCGCAAGAAGGCGACAACAAUUUUUUUAUUAUUAUUUUCAGUAAAGUUAUACGUCUUUCAGAGCUAACAAUAACAAUGGCAGUUCCCGUAGCUGCAAUACAACUGAGCUCACCGUCAAGCCCGGGUCUUCUGGAGCACACCAUUCACACCAGCGAGAGAGAUUUGGGAAGGAUUUCACAUAAAAGUGAAAAUGACACCUUACCUUUACAUUCUCCAUGGACUUUCUGGCUUGAUAGAUCUUUACCUGGAACAACAGCAGCUGAAUGUGAGUCAAACCUGAAGAAAAUCUACACUGUGGAGACUGUUCAGAACUUUUGGAGAGUUUACAACAACAUACCUAGUGUCUCUAGCUUGCCUCUGAGGUGUAGCUAUCAUCUGAUGCGAGGAGAAAGGAAGCCUCUUUGGGAAGAAGAAAGCAAUGCUAAGGGUGGGGUUUGGAAGAUGAAAGUGCCCAAAGAGUGCACAUCUUCUGUGUGGAAGGAGUUGCUGUUGGCUACUAUCGGAGAACAGUUCAGUGACUACUGUGCCUCAGAUGAUGAAGUGGUUGGGGUCAGCGUCAGUGUACGAGAUCGAGAAGAUGUGGUUCAGGUCUGGAAUGGAAAUGCUUCCUGUGCCAACGAGUCCAACGUCUUAGGAAAGAUCUAUGAGCUCCUUCCACAGAUUCCUUUUAAAGCUGUGUUCUAUAAACCACAUGAGGAGCAUCAUGCUUUUGAAGGAGGUCGAUCCAGACAUUAGUACAUUUUGCUCAUCAGACCCUUGGAGGUAUACAAUAUCCAUUUUUGCUGGUGAAGGUGUUUUGGACCAUAAUACUCGGGCAAAUUUCAAAGCAGUUGAGUUGUUAAUCUUAGUUACCUCAAUUUAGCCCAAGUAUUAUGAAUCAGGCAAUGAAAUUCACUUUUUCUGAGCACUACUGACAUGACAAAAAUAGUUAUUUUAGUCAAAAGCAUAAACUGUUUUAGUUUUAGAUGUGACAGUGUUUUUGUAUAUUUUUAUAAUGUAGAGUUUUACAAAAACUAAACAGAAAAUCACCUUUUCUUAGAUGCGUUCAUGCAUUUUUGAACAGUUUACUAACCACAAAUCUCUUAAUAUAAAUGAAGAAGAAAUAAAGUUCCACAAUCAAAUUCUUUGUCCCAAUAAUACAUCACAAGGAUUUUCUACUUUGUUCUUAUUUCUAUUAAAUCUUUAACAUAAUACUCAAGCAGAACAUUGCACUUUUUGUUUAUUUUCAUGUGUAGGAUAUGAGCAGAAGAAUGAAGUAUGUUUUUGUUACAAUAAAAUGACCUCAAUGCACAGAACACCUUGAAUAGAUUAUGAGAAAUAUAUGCAAUAACUUUUUUCUGUAGAGUUUAUGGCAGAUGUGUUGUGUAGUGGUUAUCAUUUUGAUUCAGCCUCUGUCCUAAAGCAAGCACUUUGUUACUGUGUGUAUGUAGUGUGUGUGUGUGUAAGAUAUCUAGAUGUCCCUCCAGGAUAAUCUGGAGUUUUGAUUCCUGAGACCAAACAUUCUUUGGUUUUGUGUCACCUUUUCUGCCUAACCAUAAAACUGUUUUCCUUUUUGUUCAUUUUUAUAUGACUUUCAUUUUUUCCUGCUUUGGUUAUUAACUUAAACACAUCGACACCAAAGUGCUUUCACUUUUUAUUUGAUUGUUGUUCAAAUUAAAUUUUAGCACCUACUGUUUUUUCAAAACAUAAGAAAUGGCCCAAGGAGAAGUAAAUAAUGAAUUCAUGGCUUACAGAACCCUGUCAGCAGGGCACAGAAAUGGAGAAAUGUUGCUGAAUCACAGGCCAAAAGCUGUGCGAAACAAAUUGGCUGAACAAAGACAACUUAUAAGUGCCACACCAAAAUAAUGAGUUUCUCUGUACUCACUAUUUUCUGCAUUUUUUUAAGUCAUAAUCUCUUUUGGGGAAAUGUUUUAUGUUCAUGAAAUUUCUCCCAUCAAAGAUGCCAUUCUUGUGUGUUUGAGUGACUGCACAGAGGAGGGUAAAUUCGACUGUUAUUUAAGAAGUGAUUUCUAGAGAUCUAUAUAGUAUUCAUUCAAACUUUGAGUGCUUUUUUAAUUUAUCAGUCAAAUUGAAUGAAGAAUUUUUCAUGCUGAUGGCCAAGUUUGCAUUCUCUUGUAAAAAUCAGUGACUAAAGAAUUAUAUGUGAAACCACACACUCAUGUUAAUUCUGCUGUUCAUAUGAUGAUAAAGUGCAUACUUUAGUCUGACUAUAACAGUCUUUUUUACCCUGCACAUGAAUUGCUAACAGCUCACUUCAGAUCUAAGACCUUGUAACUAAUUGUUGAUCUUGGAUGGUGCCUUGUGUUUAUCAGCAGUUUACAAUGUUAAAGUCCUGUGUUCAGCAUGUUGAAAUUGUGUACAUAGUCUCAUUUUUUCUUUAUUGGUUUUACAUGUGAUGAAAAUAAAAAAUAAAGAAUGAAACUUU
Molecule: messenger RNA, 2550 nt
Organism: Melanotaenia boesemani (Boeseman's rainbowfish)
Lineage: Eukaryota; Metazoa; Chordata; Actinopteri; Atheriniformes; Melanotaeniidae
Product: eukaryotic translation initiation factor 4E type 3-like
Exons: 7
Coding region: 201-860 (219 amino acids)
Biological process (GO): translational initiation
Cellular component (GO): eukaryotic translation initiation factor 4F complex
Molecular function (GO): translation initiation factor activity; RNA 7-methylguanosine cap binding
Source: RefSeq, a predicted model, not a curated record